CAAAAUCGUUGCUGCGACGUACCAGACCAACGAAUAUAGACAGACUGGGAUUCGGCUGGCGUAGUACGAGAUCGGAAACAUGGGAUCGAAAGAAACAUCGGCGCUCUCGGAUUUGGCGAGGAUCGAGGAGGAGGCAGCCGGCGAUCAUCCGGUCGAGCUGUUCAGAACGUGGCGUGCGGAGGCAGAAAGAUACAACGCGCAGGUAGUGGACGCCUGUUGCUUGGCAACCACUUCAAAGGAUAACAAAGUCUCCGCGAGAAACCUGAUUCUUCGGGAAUUCGACAACGACGGGUUCGUAAUCGUGACAGAUUGUCGCAGCAGAAAAGUGGACGAUGUGGAAAACGUUCCGCAUGCUGCCAUGUGUUACCUGUGGUGCUACGUAAACGAACAGGGCCAUCGGAUCGUAAGACAGGUGAGGGUAGAAGGUACCGUGAAAAGAUUGGAGAGGGAAGGUUUUCAACACCUGUACGACCGUGAGCCGCUCUAUUGCAAAAUUCGAUCUCAUUUGUGCGAUCAGGGACGCGAAGUAGAUUGGAACGAAAUGAAAGAACGCCACGACGAGAUAUUAGAUUCGGUUCGCCGAAACAGGAUUGAUCUGCCGAUGCCGGCUCAUUUCGUUGGAUACAAACUCUACCCGACAAUGAUGGAAUUCUAUUUCGCAAGGGAUUAUCUGAUAGGUGAUCGUCUGCUGUAUCGAAAGAAUACGUCGAACGAUUCGUGGGAGCAUCGUCGGAUUGCGGCGUAG
Molecule: messenger RNA, 745 nt
Organism: Habropoda laboriosa
Lineage: Eukaryota; Metazoa; Arthropoda; Insecta; Hymenoptera; Apidae
Product: pyridoxine/pyridoxamine 5'-phosphate oxidase
Exons: 6
Coding region: 80-745 (221 amino acids)
Biological process (GO): pyridoxine biosynthetic process; pyridoxal 5'-phosphate biosynthetic process
Molecular function (GO): FMN binding; pyridoxamine phosphate oxidase activity
Source: RefSeq, a predicted model, not a curated record